Messenger RNA from Pelmatolapia mariae (spotted tilapia), 2899 nucleotides. It is a transcript of the gene bard1, whose product is annotated as BRCA1 associated RING domain 1. The transcript has 11 exons. Lineage: Eukaryota; Metazoa; Chordata; Actinopteri; Cichliformes; Cichlidae. The record is from RefSeq and is a predicted model, not a curated record. The coding region runs from base 65 to 2506 and encodes 813 amino acids. Gene Ontology annotation, biological process: protein K6-linked ubiquitination. Gene Ontology annotation, cellular component: BRCA1-BARD1 complex; BRCA1-A complex. Gene Ontology annotation, molecular function: ubiquitin-protein transferase activity; protein binding.
UGUACUUGUUUUUGCCGUUUGAUUAAUAAAACAACAACAAAAGAGCAACACUCCUAUUCUAAGAAUGGAUGAACACAGUUCCGUGCAAACAGUGGACUGGAAGAAGACUGAGGAGGCGGUGGCAAACUUCCGACGGUUGCUACUUUGUUCCAAAUGUUCAGAUUUGAUGAAGGAACCUGUUUGCUUAGGUUUAUGUGAGCAUAUGCUGUGCAGGUCCUGUGCUGGGCCACGUGCAGGAGAUGGCUGUGUGGUGUGUCACAGCCCUGCGUGGGUGAAGGACAUCCAAAUCAACAGGCAGCUCAGCAGCAUCAUAGAACUCUUCUGUGGCUUAGAGUCCCUGCUCAAUCCUAUUAAAAAUCCAGAUUCAUCUGUGGCUGAGAUUCAGCCUGAUGGCCCUGUACUUAAAAACAACAAGAAGAAUUUUAAAAUCUGGUUCAGUCCCCGCAGCCGCAAGGUACGCUGUACAGUCGAAAAGGCUGCAGAGAUCACCGUACUGGACAGCAGGUCUCCUGGAGAAACAGCUGCAGCACAGCAAGACACCCUCACUGCUCAAUGCCAGGACCUGUCAGUUUUCAAUUUCACCUCGUCCUCCCAAGACUCCGGCUCCUCUUCUUCUCAAAGAUGCAACAGUGAAACAAAAAACAACAGGAAGAAGAGGUCAACUAAGAAAAAUGCUACCAGCAGGAAUGUGCCGGUGCAAGAAGCCACCAGAACCACACGAAAACAGACGAAGCAAAAUUUGAAGAAGAAAAGGUUGGAAGCCAUAAACCAGCAAUGGGGAAUCUCAAAAGAGGCUCAUCUCUCUGAAAAUGAGCAGGUGUGUGCUGAUGGAGCAAGAAGGUCCAGUAAAAGGGUUUCUUUCCUCAGCCCUGUUGUCACUUCUGAUGGGCCUCAGCCUGAGAUGGCACAGCGGAGCACUGACAGACUCAGUCCUGCCAGGAGCACAGUGAGAGAGAGUCUCUCAGAAGGUAGCAAGACUGUACUGAACUGCCAAACUGAACCUGUUCAACCCUCGCUGGAAAGUGCCUUUCAGCAUGACCAGCUGUCUGCAGAUGUACCCAAACCAAAUGAUAACCCCAAAAACCACAAGAACGUGUCUCCUUCCGAGCAUUCCUCAAAAAGAUCUAGGACCGAAGACAGAAACAGCACUUUAGACAACACUCCAAAAAGACCAAGACCUUCUCCAGGCAGAAGGGGGAGAAAAUCAUUGAGUCCGAUCUCUCCAGUUGUGCUAAAUCCUCCAUCUCUGACUACCCCUAAGAGCACCAAAAAGUCCAGAAAAGAGGGCAGAGGCAGCCCCUCUGUUCAAGCCAGCCCCUCCACAGAAAGUUACAGGAGAUCUUCCUGUUUUAAUGGUGCAUCUGUUGGACGGUCCAGUCCAGGAAGCCCUGCAGUUAUGAAGAGGAACCACAAGGGAGAGACCCUGCUUCAUCUAGCUGCAAUCAAGGGAGAUGUAGAGGCUGUCAAGGAUCUUCUGGACCAGGGGGCUGACCCCAAUCUAAAAGAUAAUGCGGGGUGGACACCUCUGCAUGAAGCAUGUAACCUGGGUCAUCUGGCAGUUGUGGAACUACUGGUCUCAAUGGGAGCCCUCUUGAACACGCCUGGGUAUGAGAACGACUCCCCACUACACGAUGCUGUCAGGAAUGGACAUUCAUCUAUUGUAAAGCUACUAUUGCAGCUUGGCGCCUCACAGAACGUAUUAAAUCUGUAUGGAAAGCGGCCUGCAGAUUAUGCAGCGAGUCUGGAGAUCCUGGAGAUUUUCCAAGAAGCCUCAGAAGGAACUCAAUAUGCAAAUGCUCGUACAUCUCAUAGCCCCUCAGCCAGUCUCUCCGUGGUAAAUGACUGUGUGAGGAGGGAACAAACCAUGGUGCUUUUGUCCAGCAAGCUCUCACCAGCUGAACGGCAUCAACUGGUCAAACUGGGACAGCUACUGGGAGGGAGGAUGGCUGACACAUUUUCUGGCUCAGUGAGUCACAUUGUGGUGCCGGAAGGGCAAAUGCCCACCACCUACUCCACCCUCAUGGGUCUUCUUGCUGGCUGCUGGAUUGUUAGAUACAAAUGGGUGGAGGCAUGUCUCCAGGCGGGGAAGUGGGUGCCUGAAGCUGAGCAUGAAGCAGGAGAAGGCCCCCAGCGAAGUCGCAUCAACAGAUGCAGCUUGCUUCCACCACUGUUCGAUGGAUGUUUCUUCUUCCUUCUUGGCUCUUUUAAGACGCCUACCAAAGAUGAGCUCACAAAACUACUCAGGGAGGGAGGAGCUCAGCUACUGAACCGGCAACCCAAGCCAGACAGUGAUGUGACUCAAACUGUGAAUGCCGCAGCCUAUCAUGCCCUGCCAGGGUCCGACCAGGCCCUUUGCACACAGUACAUCAUCUAUGACCCUCAAGGCCCUCACAAGCCGUCAGUAGUGAGACGAGGCAAGGUGUGGUCAGCUCCCACCACCUGGGUCAUCAAUUGCAUCACUGCCUUCAGCCUCCUCCCUGUACCAAACCCUGAACUAUUGGUCUAAAUUUGUUAAAUAAUUAUGUUUGCACCAAACAACUUACCCAUAAGCAUGGCCAUAAUGUGUAUGUAUGUCUUUUUUUGUUGUUGUUUAAUCUGUGGAGAUUAAGUGGAUAUAGUGAGUCAUAUACAGAAUAAUGAAACAAUAAUGUUGCUAAUUUUAAUGGUCCAUACUUACAGUGUAAAAAUAAAGUACAAAUCUGUCUAGAGAUAGAUGGAUAGAUAUAGAUUAUUUUUUUCACAAGUCUGAGAAUCUGACUUAUAUACAGUAUGAUUGAACUUUACAAUAGAAGAUUUGACACUACAAUUGAUGCAAAAAAGUGUGGAAAUAAAGUUGUGUUGCACACAAAUAAAAAUAAAUGAAAAAUAAAAAGAGAAGGAAAGAGGUUAUAUUAGAAAA